Solanum dulcamara is the source of this 1655-nucleotide messenger RNA. RefSeq lists its product as uncharacterized. The coding region runs from base 246 to 1358 and encodes 370 amino acids. NCBI's taxonomy places the organism in Eukaryota, Viridiplantae, Streptophyta, Magnoliopsida, Solanales, Solanaceae. The transcript has 5 exons. Gene Ontology annotation, molecular function: metal ion binding; ubiquitin protein ligase activity. The record is from RefSeq and is a predicted model, not a curated record.
UUAAAUUAAAAAAGAAUUCUAAUUAAUUAAAAGGAAAAACGUAUUUGCAAAGAAGCGUAAAAAUGAUGUUUCCCGUGAAAGAGGUAAAUACAAGAAAAGGAUAAGACGAGAAAGGUGAUGAGGUCAUUUCUGGAAAGUGUGCGAGCAGGGAUCAAAUUUUUCAGGCACGUCAUCAACAUUUCCGCAUUAUAUAAAAACAAACUUUCUAAACAAAAACAGCUUCCAUUUCCAUUAUUUCUGCUAUCAUGAAAUUCUUCCUCAAUAGUCUUCCUCUACCAAAUCAUAAUCAAAACCCUAACCCUAUCCCACCUUCUCCACCUAUGCUUUCCGACUUAGCUUCCGAUUCCGGUGACGGACGAGAAGAGGAAACGGCAUCUUCCGCCGCCGUGAUAAAUUCGGAGGAGGAGGAGGAAGAAAUGGGAUAUGAGUCGCCGGAGGAUGAGGACGAGGUGAAUACGACGUCCUUUUCAGGGACGGAGAUAGAGGAUGAGCAGGAAGGUAAUCGUGAACCGACAGCUGAGGAUGAGGACCGUAGGGAGUUGGAUGGUGCAUCUUCGAAGAGCCUUGUGGUUGCUGAGACAGAGAAUACGUUUCUGAGGACGGACAAGCCUCCUACUGAUGAUUGUUGUCCUAUUUGCUUUGGCAAUUUUGUCGUUCCUUGCCGAGGUCCCUGUGGCCACUGGUACUGCGGAGGUUGCAUUUUGCAAUACUGGAACUAUGGGGCCGCACUUCAGCCUUGUAACUGCCCCAUGUGUUCGAGUAAGCUUACUGAUUUGGCACCUGAGGCAUCAUUGUAUGGUCAGCAGGACGCUGACGUGAUUGAGGUCUUGAAAAAAGUUCGAAAGUAUAAUCGCCUUUUUGUAGGUGGCACUUAUGGCCUCAUGCUGAAGGUUCUUGGACUGCCCUUUUACAUGAAGAGAGUGUUUAAUGAAAUGUUGAAUCCUGACAGGCCUGGUGCUCAUUUGAACAAAUUGCGAAUUUUUGCUAUGUUCCUGGGACUCCUUUACACACUCAGCCCCUUUGAUUUUCUCAGAAUAGUGAGAGCUUUUCUUUGUCCACCCUUCUUGCACGCUGGAGUGCUAUUGGUGAAGAACUCAAGGUGCAUUUCUCUUUGCAUUGACCUUUUGUUUAUUGCCAUUUCACUGCAGGCCGUCAAAAUGUCAUUGAUGUGUUUGAUUACUCUGCCAUUGCACUAUCCUCGGUGUUAUAUUUGGUUGGGCUGUAUCUUCGACGAAGGCGUUUCCGACAUGUUAGGGAAAUGGCUGAGGCUGAUUUUGCUGCUCAUUGACAGCUGCCAGCUGGUGAAGCAGAUGUUUGUCGUCAAGUCAUUGUGGAGCUUGAAGAUUUUGGAUUUCUAAAGAUUUUCCUCUGCUUUUGUGGUUGCGCGCGUCAAGUUUGAGAUGGACUUGCCUUAUGAUGCAGUUCUCUUUCCUUUACCUGCCAGUCUGUACAGAUAGAAUGUAUAGUGUAUAUACUCAUUUAGUUGAUCGCUUUUCCACUUCGUCAUAUAUUCUUUAAUCUGAAUGGAAUAUAGUCGUCAGAAAACUACCAGCUUCUUGUACUAAUAAUGAGUUUACGACCUUUACUUGAACAAGACCUGUAUUUAAGGGGCUUCGGCUUUCUUUAUAUUACUCCUGCUAUCACUUUGGGUUCUA